This is a messenger RNA of Clarias gariepinus (North African catfish), 4730 nucleotides long. It is a transcript of the gene timeless, whose product is annotated as timeless circadian clock. The record is from RefSeq and is a predicted model, not a curated record. Gene Ontology annotation, cellular component: replication fork protection complex. Lineage: Eukaryota; Metazoa; Chordata; Actinopteri; Siluriformes; Clariidae. Bases 51 to 3806 code for a protein of 1251 amino acids. Gene Ontology annotation, molecular function: DNA binding. The transcript has 29 exons. Gene Ontology annotation, biological process: replication fork arrest; DNA repair; DNA replication checkpoint signaling.
GUGUGUUCUUGGGUGUGCAGUGCAGGGAGAUCUGUGUGGAUCUGUACAGGAUGCAGUGUGAGCUGUUGGCCACAUGUAGCGCUCUCGGCUAUUUGGAGGGUGAUAACUACCACAAAGAGCCUGACUGCUUGGAGAGUGUAAAAGAUCUUAUUCGCUACCUGAGGCAUGAGGAUGAGACGAGGGACGUCAGACAGCAGCUGGGAGCAGCCCAGAUCCUCCAAAAUGACCUUUUACCUAUCAUAACCCAGCAUGGACAGGACAAGCCUCUGUUCGAUGCCUGCAUCAGGCUCAUGGUGAACUUGACUCAGCCCGCACUUCUCUGCUUUGGAAAAAUCCCAAAUGAUGCUGUUUUCCGACACCAUUUCCUCCAGCUGGUGACGUAUCUACAAGGAUAUAAGGAGGCAUUUGCUAAUGAAAAAGUUUUUACGGUCCUGAGUGAGACGCUGUACAACCUUCUGCAACUAGAUUGGGAACAGAGGCAAGAGGAAGAUAAUUUGCUGAUUGAAAGGAUUUUGCUGCUUGUAAGGAAUGUGCUUCACAUCCCUGCUGACCCCAAUGAGGAGAAGAAUGUGGAUGAUGAUGCCAGCGUACAUGAUAAGCUGCUGUGGGCGAUCCACAUGAGCGGAAUGGAUGACUUGCUGAAGUUUCUGGCCAGUGCUCAAAGUGAGCAGCAAUGGAGCAUGCAUGUGCUGGAGAUCAUCUCCCUCAUGUUUAGAGAUCAGACUCCUGAGCUGCUUGUAAGUGCGGGACAGAGUCGUUCAACACAGGAGAAACAAAAAGACACAAAGGAGCUAGAAACUCUCAGACAAAAAGAGCUAGCAGAGAAACGGACCCGCACACUACAGAGGGGAACCAGGCACUCACGUUUUCGAGGCUCAUAUGUAGUACAGGGAUUAAAGUCUAUUGGUGAGAAAGAUGUCAUUUUCCACCAAGGACUUCACAAUUUUAGGAACUACUCUCAUGAUUCUGGGAAGGCCGUGAGGCGUGUGCCCAAGCGUAAACAGGCAGCCCGAGACACUGAAACCCAGCGCCGGUCUGUCCUGAAUGUGCGAAUCUUUCUACGUGGAUUUUGCGUAGACUUCCUGGAAAACUGCUACAAUAGGCUCAUGUACCUUGUCAAGGAGUCAUUAAUUCGUGAACAGGGCCAGCAGCAUGAUGAGACUUACUACCUGUGGAGUCUGAGCUUCUUUAUGGCCUUUAAUCGUGGCAAUGGCUGCAGAGCUGAGCUUGUCUCUGAGACCCUUUCUAUUCGUGCCUUCCACUUCAUAGAGAAGAACAUCACUAACUACUAUGAGAUGAUGCUCACUGACCGAAAAGAGGCUACAUCAUGGUCUCGCAGAAUGCAUUUGGCUUUGAAGGCCUACCAAGAACUCCUGAUGACUGUAAAUGAAAUGGAUCACUCCAAAGAUGAGAACAUCCGUCAGAGUGCAAAUGUUAUCAAGAGUAAUAUCUUCUAUUUGAUGGAGUUCAGAGAGAUUUUCCUUACACUCUUGCGGAAGUUUGAUGAGAGAAUGCAGCCACGAUCAUUUUUGCGUGAUCUGGUAGAAUCCACGCAUCUGUUCUUACGAAUGCUGGAACGUUUCUGCAAGGGCCGAAACAAUCUGAUUGUGCAGAAAAAGAAGACAAAAAAGAGAAAGAAGAAAAAGAAUUCAACAGCGCAGAUAGAGAAUACCCCAGAAGCACUGGAAGAAACGUGGCAAAUCGUGUCUGAGGAGCUUAAAUCCUCUGGCUUUCAGUUAUCAGAAGCUCUGCGAGAGUCCGCUGUGCCCUUUGAUGCUGCUUCUGAGAUUCCUGUUACUGAGCAGCGGACUGAAGCCAUGAUCCGUAUUCAAGACGCUCUGCUCGCUCGCACUGGGCCAGAAGCACUCGGGUUACUGCGAGCAGCACGCGAGGUGUGGCCAGAGGGAGACGUGUUUGGCUCUGCUGAGGUAGAAUCAGAAGAUGAGCUUAAUCUUCUAAAGCAGAUUCUCUUUGCUGAACUUCCCAGACCAGCUCAGACAGAACCUACUAUGGAUGAAGAUGAGGAGGGGGCAGAACUAGACGAGGAAGAAGAGCUGGAGACUGUGCGUGUCUCUGAAACGGAGUUCAACUUUUUGGAUUUUAUCAAAAGGUUUGCCAACCCAAACAUUGUUCGACCGUACUUGGUGUUGCUGCGCACGUACUCAACAAACACAUCUCAUACCAACCACUGCAUUGCCCGUAUGCUUUACCGUGUUGCUGUGGACCUGAAGAUGGAUGCUUUGCUUUUUCAGCUUUCUGUCUUCCACCUUUUUAACAAAAUCUUCACUGACCCUGCUGCCUCAGCAUACAAGGAACUGGUUACUUUUGCCAAAUAUGUCGUGAACCGAUUCUUCUCUCUUGCUGCCCAGAACAGCAAAGCCUACAUCGAACUACUUUUCUGGAAGAAUGUUGGCAUUGUGAGACAGAUGACUGAGGGCUACAGUGCAGAUGAUGGUGGUACUAACAAAAAAGCCAACUGGACACCGGAGGAGGAAGAGGAGCUUCGGCGGGUAUAUGAAGAACACAAGGAUUCUGGAGUUCCUGACAUCGUGGAGACCAUCCUGCCACUGCUGAGCACAGAACGCACCAGACGACAAGUUGUAAUCCAAAUGGUGUCGAUGGGUUUGGUGGACAGUGUAAAGGACCUAAAAAAAGACAGAAAGGGUACUCAUAUUGUUCUCUGGACUGAGGAGCAGGAACAGGAGCUGCAGAUGCUCUUUGAGGAAUAUAAAGACUCUGAUGAUGUUUUGGGAAAUAUAUUAAAGCGCCUGACUGCUAAACGCUCCAGAGCUCGAGUCGUAGAUAAAAUCAUCAGCAUGGGCCUGGUUUCUGAGCGCAAAGAGCUGUAUAAGAAACGACGACGCAAUACCACUGGAAAAAGUCGGGAAAUGACUGAGGAGGAUUUUCUUGCUGACCUGAGUGGAGAACCCAGAGAAGACAUGAUUGACAGGGAUGAAGAAGAGGAAGAUGAGGAAUUGGAAGAAGAAAAAGAGGAUGAGGAGGAUAAUGAAGGAGAAAAUGAAGAGAUUAGACCUGUCCGAGAAAGGAAAGUCAAGAGACGAGAAAGCGUUGUGGAGAAAAACAUCAGUGUGGGAUCUAUGGCACAAAGCUUACGAGCAGAAGGCAUGUCCGGACCGAUCCUGUGGCUUCAGAAUUGCCUGAACAGAGCAGCAGACGAUCGGGAAGAAGAUGGUGUUUCUCACCCUGUGGCACUGGUUCCUUUGACGGAGGAGAAUGAAGACGCCAUGGAGAACAAAAAAUUCCAAAGGCUUCUUCGAAAAGUUGGCAUCCGUGCUCCAGCUGAUGAACAGGAGUCUUUCUGGAGGAUCUCUGCAACAAUGAGCAUCUUUCAGCUACGGUCAAUUGCAGCAUCUCUUGACCAAGUAGAUGAGAGUGAGGCCAAAGCUCAAGAGCAACCUGAUGCAGAGGUGACUGUAAAUCCAGAAUUGGCGCAGAACGACGAUGAAGGCCAUGACUCCCAGGAGCUCAGGACUCAGGCACUCCGAGCCUUGCUGCUGGCUCGCCAGAGGAAGCGUUCGCCUGAAGACACCAAAAAUUUAUCUGAUGUCACGUCUGAAAGUGAAAGUGGAGUACAAAGUGCUGCUGCUGUUCAAGGUAAAACUUCAGUUAAGAGGAGUCGUGUGUUAGACAGUGAUGACGACGAUGAUGCUGAACGAGACGAGGCUCCUCCUUCUAGAAUGAUUGUUGAAACUGAAGGAGGCGAUCACUCGGAUGAGGAAACUCACUCUGCUCCUGCCAAGCGAAGGCGCCACCGGGUGCUCAGUGACGACGAGGAAGACGACUAGAUGCUGUGACUUUGGACCGGCCACUCCUGUAACUCCAGAAAAAACAACCAGUGAUGACUGUCAACCAUUUCAAAAAAAGGGUCCACAUUUGAACAAUUUGACACUAUUAUGUGUGCUGCAGUUGGGUUAAAGCAUAAAUGUGUUCCUGAUACUGCAGAUGCAAACAGCUUGAGUCCUUUGCAACAACAAUAAGGAGCUUUUUAGGUGCUCUUUGGAAGUGCAGUUUUGUAUUUUAGACAUUUUGUACAUUUAAAAUUGUUUCUACAACUAUAGUAAUUUGGGAUUCAGGAUUCUUGAUGGUGUUUACUUUUAGACUUCUAAAAUGUUUGUGGCCCACAUUUGAGCUCCACCCUCCAUGCAGCUGUGCUUCAGAAUGCAUUCACAUGCACAUGCCCUAACAGGACUCCUAGAAGUGUGAAAUUGAAUAUCUUAAUGCAUCUUAUUCAAAUAGCUCUUUUCUACAUUUCUACAGUUUUUCUUGACUUGAUUGCACAUCCUUGUUUUGCCUAAAUAAUUACUGUUGUAAGUAAAAAAAAAAAAUGGUUUUCUUAAAAAAGAAACUCUAGAAAUGGUUGUAAUAUUAGAGAUCAUACCUUUUAGUACUCUUGUUUUCAGAUGGUGUUAUGCAAAGAUCCACAUUCAUUAAAUAAAGUGUUGAUUAAAUAAUCUUUACAAACUGUGUCCAUAGUCGUCAUAUUUCUAUUUUGCAAUUUACAAUAGUGUAAUAAAAUGAUUUUUCCUGCUAUUUAAUCUAAGUUUAUUUCUGGUUUUCUGAAGUUACUAAGAUACUGUACUUUAUCAAACUUGUCUACUUGUAUACAAUGUUUUAUUUUCUGUGACGAAUGCACAUUACAGAGAUCUAAACUUGAUUUGUACAACUUAUAAACCUAACAAAAAUACCCCUUUGAUCAAAGUGAAGUUUAA